AUGGAGACAAAGGCUGUUCAAGCCGCUGCUGAUCUUGACUCGGCUCGUUGUCGUGGCAACUGGGCUGCCAUCCCUGACUUGGCCAAAAGAUACAAGAAGUAUCAUCCUGAUGAAUCUGUCUUGGAUACAGUUGCCUGCCUCGAAGCUGAACUCGUCGAAUACCUUCAGCGUGCCCGUAAUGGCAACAAUCGUCAAUCGUUUUCUGGAACCGAUGCCGGCCAUCAACAAGACACACCAGACAACAUUUACACUCCUUCACCCAUUCAACCUGAAAAGUUACAGACCUUCAUACAACGCCUUCAAGACAUUACAAGCAACCGAAAUCAGGAAUUGGAAACACCUGAUGACCGCCAGGCACAGUUUGCCAAGAUCAUCCUUUCGCGGGUCUACUAUGAAACAGGGCAAUAUGACAAAUCGCUGGAGGCUUUACAGAACCUUGCUCUGAAUAUCAAUGAUGCGACCUCAGGCUAUGGAUUAGUACUCCUCGUGCAAGCACGCACUAUCAAGGGUAUAUGCUACGAGAAGCAAAGUAACAUUAGUGCUGCAACCGAUGCGUUUGGGGCUGCGUGGGACAUUGUGGAGCAACACUUGGAUCAAAAGAGUGAAAUGUUGGCGUGUUGGAUCGAGCAAAGCCUGUACUACGGUACACUUUUACGCCUACGCACAGGUGCCCCACCACAAAAGACCUUACGCAUGAUGCGAGCUUAUACUCGAUUGGUGGGUUCUCAUUGGCCUUCUCAACAAUGGCGCUUGAAUAAGCAAUGGGUUAUCUUUCGAUCAUACGCUUCCUAUCUCACCAAGUUGUCAGCUGGCAAUGUCACUUUUGCAAGCUCUUCUCAAGCAGCCGUUGCUGAGCUAUGCCAAAUCACCGAGACGAUGCGUGUGCUCUUUAGAGCCAUCCAAAGUACUUGCACCAAGAAGCAAAUCAGCGCACGCGCCAUCGAACUUGCUGAUAUCACUGUAUCCGCCCAUGAUACAAUUGGAUGGGGUGACCCUGUUUACAUUCGCCAAUUUCUUCAUUUCUUAUACCAAGCCAAGGAGCAUACCUUCAACAGCCCAAGCAUUACAUGCUACUUGUUCUUCACCCUUGUUCGAGUCGGCCAAUUCGAUGAAGCAAGAUAUGCAUUCAACUCUUAUAUGAUGCUCUGUGGAGCUAGCGACUUUGCCAAGUUGUUGGAAAACGACAAUGUGGAUGCCCGAGAAAUCAGUGCCUGCGCCACUGUCAUAUGCAAGCGCAUGUCCGUUCUUCAAGAUACGUGGGCUGAGAUUCGUGACAAGACCAUUCAGGUGUUGCUUGCAGGUGUUGCACUCCAUGGAAAUCAUUAUGCGGAUGGCAAAACAGCUGCUAUCAUGGCCGAGCUUGCAGUUGAAAUCGUGGAGCAAUUGGAUAUUGGAAAAGCAACCCAAGCAAUGUGCUAUCAUUCAUGUGGUAUUGCUCACGGCAUCCUUGCCUCCCAAUGCGACAGCCCUGAUACACGAUCUGAUUACCACAAAAGAUCCAUCGACUGUUUGAAACGUGCAUCUGAUUAUCAGGAUUCAUGGCAGAGCUGGUAUGAAUUGGCCCUUCAACAAGCCGUGGUGCGUGAUUUACACAAUGCAGCAUCAUCCAUCACUCGAUCCAUUCAAUUGAAAAAGGACCAUUUACCAUCAUGGCACCUUCUUGCUCUUAUCUACUCAUGCAAUCAACAUCAAGAUAAAACCACUGAGGCAUUGCAACUACUUGAAACCGGCAUUGAGCAAUCCAAAGUGCUUAGCAUCCUUGGCGAUAUACCAUCUGAAAUGCCCGUUGUAUCAUGGACAGGCGAGAAAACCAGCUCUGAAUACUUUUACCAUGCUCAAUCUUAUUUGGAACUCUCCAUGUCACAAAUCCAAUUACUCGAGAAGCUCGAAGGUCCUGAAGCUGUAUUGGGACUCUUUCCUGAAUUGUUUACUCUUCACAGCAAGUUGUCAGCUGACCUUGGCCUUCAGGAUGCACCCAUCAGCCAAAAUGGAUCGCGUAAGCCUUCAACAACAUCCACCUCCACAGAAGAAUCCACUGUAGCAGCAACGAUUCGUAAACCAUCUUAUGAUCGACCCAGAGCCAAUAGUGCUGCUAGCAGCCCCGUCCCUCCUCGUCGUAUGAGAUCCAGUAGCAGCGAUGAUGCCAGAAGUGAUCGAAAGCCAGCAACGACUGCCAGCAUGAGUGAGCUCCAUCCAAGCAGGGGAUUGAAUAGAGAAGGCAGCAAAUCAUUACGCAAAAAGAGCAUUCAUUUGAUUGAUGUGGGAUUUGCACGUCGUAUUGGCAGCAACAAUAGCCAAGGCUCUUCAAGGAAAAACAGCUCAUCGACACUACUUGACCGAUCCAAUACCACCACCAGCUCCGCCACCACCACAACCACCUCAUCAUCACUAAGACGUUCCAGCAGUGUCACCACCGAAUCUUCAAUGCUCUCCUUAUUUGCCCCCUCACCCAGCAGUGCCCAAGUGAAGACAUCUUUGUUCCGUUCAACGAGUAUCUUUAUUAACCAACAACGGGAACGAUGGUAUCAGCUAUUGAUCAAGCUCUGGUUACUUUCGACAACUACGUUUAUCCACGCUGGCAGAAUUGAAGAAGCUACCAAGGCGGUGAUGGAAGCUGAGGAGCAACUGCUUUUGGGUCAAUUGAACGAUGCCAAUGUAUGGCACCAACUUGGCGUUGUUUGUAUCAAAAAGGCGGAUGAGACCAAGGUCGACGAAUUAAGGGAAACAGGCCUCGAUGCAUUCAAAAAGGCACUUGCCAUUGACCCUGAUCACGUGAAUACAUUGGUGGACAUGGCACGCUGCUUUAUUGAUAUGGAAGAAUGGGAACUCGCUGAGAGUCAUUUGGAUCGUGCUACUCAAGGCUAUGGAUGGGAUCAUGCUGAAGCCUGGUAUCUCAUUGGUGUCUGCCACCGUCAACGACAAGAUAUGCAACGUGCCAAGGAAUGCUUUGCAUACGCACUCGAGCUCAGUGAAACUACACCUCUUCAGCCGUUCACAUUACUGCCUCGUUUUGUCAACUAA
This is a messenger RNA of Lichtheimia ornata, 3021 nucleotides long. RefSeq lists its product as uncharacterized. The record is from RefSeq and is a predicted model, not a curated record. Gene Ontology annotation, molecular function: protein binding. The coding region runs from base 1 to 3021 and encodes 1006 amino acids. Lineage: Eukaryota; Fungi; Mucoromycota; Mucoromycetes; Mucorales; Lichtheimiaceae. The transcript is spliced from 8 exons.